UUGUGGUGGGGUGACUCGGGAGCAAGAGCCGCUACGCCGGGAGGGAGACUCGCACGUGUGAGCGGCGCAGCCCACCUCUGGCCUGUGUGGAGUGCCUCAGAAUCGACUGAAGGAGCAGCGGUGGCUCGUCCUGGCCGGAAGUCCUAUUAAAGCCGCUUGGGCCUGUUGACGGCCACGUCCAGAUCAGUCGACGCAAAUGUCCGGCCAGGCGCCCCUGCGAGAAGAGUCGGACGGGGGCGGAGGUCGUGACAAAGAGGAACUGAGCCAGAAGAUUAAAGAGCAGAAAGUUGUCGUUGAUGAACUUUCCAACUUGAAGAAAAACCGGAAAGUAUACAAACAGCAGCCCAACAGCUACAUAUGUUUUCUAGCGGAUCGGACCCAGACACUCUCGGAGAGUAGAAAUGCAUUGGAUGAACUGAGGAAGGCGUACCAGGAAAUAGAAAAUUCAGAGAAAGCCAAAAUCAAGAAAUAGAUCAACCGAGCAAUAGUUUUGCAAUGUGUGGCAUUUGUUGUGUGGUCAGCCUGUCCCAUUGUCCUCCCGUCAGUUGGCUCUUGAAAGAGGGGAUCCUGCGUAGUCUCAAAAGGAGAGGGCCAGACAGCAGCCAACAGUUAAUCAAAUCCGUCCUCGAUCUGCCGUAUCAAUGCUUGUUUUCUGGCCACGUACUUCACUUAAGGGGACUAAUGACUCCUCAGCCCCUGGAAGAUACCGUGACUGGAAACGUCUUCCUUUGGAAUGGAGAAAUCUUUGGUGGCGUCCAUGUUGAGGCUGAAGAGAAUGACGCUCAAGUCCUGUUCCGCCAUCUUUGUUCUUGUGGAAGCAAACUGGACGUCCUGUCGGUCUUGUCUUCCGUUCGGGGUCCCUGGUCGUUUGUGUUUUAUGAGGCAUCCAGACAUCGCUUAUGGUUUGGAAGAGAUUACUUUGGCCAUCACAGUCUGUUGUGGCAGUUUAACGAGGACCGUGGCAGCGUCCUCGCUCUCUCUUCUGUGAGCACGAUUCCCGAAACGGGCAACCCGUGGCUAGAGGUUCCGGCGGCUGGAAUUUUCAAACUGGAUCUCCGGGUCUGUGCCGCAUCCCAAGGUGUGGUUUUAACAUUGCAUCCGUGGCAGUGUUCUCCCAGUGAGAACGGAACUGAAGAAGCAAUCGUCGGGGACCAAAAUCUGGUUUUGAAAGAUUUGCCAAGUUACGUGUCUCUUGAAGUGAACAAGGGCCACUCAUUGGUCACGCCUGUCGUUCCUUUAAAUAUGAAGGUUCUUGAAGUGCCGGAGGAAUCCCAGUUCUCCAGUUUUGCCGACAGUGUAGUCGAUGCUGGAAGUCUUCAGAGGUUUCUUGCAGAGCCACUGAAGAAGAAACUAGUUCAGCAGUUCAUUGGUGUUUUGAGUGGCGCAGUAGAGAAGCGAGUUUUAUAUGUGGUUAGAGAUCUGAAUCCGAUAGAUGGAGAAAUGUCGGAGGCCGCUCUGCGGAGGCCCCACGUUGCCAUAUUGUUUUCGGGGGGCAUCGAUUCCAUGCUCCUAGCGAGCUUGGCUGAUAGACACGUGCCUUCGGGCGAACCCAUCGAUCUUCUCAACGUGGCGUUCGCCAAUCCCCGUCAAGUUGGACAAGGCAAUCCCGCUCGGAAACGUAACAAGGAGAGAAGAUGGUCGCCUCGUUCAGAAUGCCUUAACAAUGCCAAUACGGCAGCCAGCGAGCCUUUGUCCUGCUUUAAUGUGCCCGACAGAAUCACUGGAAGGGCAGGACUGGAAGAACUUCAAGCGUUGAGUCCUUCCAGGUCUUGGAAUUUCGUGGAGAUCAACGUUACCCUCGAGGAAUUGAAAGCCACGAGAGAGCAGCGGAUAAGCCACUUGGUUUACCCUCUGGACACCGUUUUGGACGACAGCAUCGGCUGUGCCGUGUGGUUCGCCUCCAGAGGAGAAGGUCUGGUUACUCGCCAGGGAGACACAAGACCCUAUAAAAGUCCCGCAAAGGUCGUGCUCACGGGAAUCGGAGCCGACGAACAGCUUGCCGGUUAUUCCCGACACCGUGUUUGCUUUCAAAGACACGGCUUCGAGGGCUUGAACGAGGAACUAAGGAUGGAGCUGGGCCGUAUUUCUUCUAGAAACCUUGGUCGAGAUGACAGAGUGAUUGGAGAUCACGGGAAAGAAGCGAGGUUUCCGUUUCUCGACGAGGCGGUUGUGUCUUUUCUGAACUCCCUCCCCGUGUGGGAAAAAGCAGACCUGACUCUCCCCCGGGGCAUCGGAGAGAAACUGCUCUUGCGGCUGGCGGCUGCGGAGCUUGGCCUGACGACCUCCUCAGUCCUCCCGAAGCGGGCCAUGCAGUUCGGUUCCAGGAUUGCAAAGCUGGAAAGCGGCAGCGAAAGGGCGUCAGACAAAUGCGUGCGACUCCAGUCGGGUUCAGUAGAGGAUUUCUCCACACGGGGCCCGAAGCCGCUUUUAAAAGAAGUUAAUCUACACAGUGGACAGUUUUCUGCGAACUUCGUUAACAGCUGAGGGGGGAGGAUUUGCGUUUUUUGAAUUGAGAGGAGUUUCACAAGAAGUUUUAGUUACUUAAGUAGGCCCAAAAGCUGUGUGGAAGUUCACCUGGGAUAGGGGCCAAGGGGCGUGGGGAAGGUGGCGUGGCGGCAGGACAACCCGGUGCGAUGAGCUAAACAAGCUUACGGAUUUUGCCCUGCCUGAGAGGAGAAAGGAAAUAUGGCCAUCUUGAGACCAAGCUUCCAGAUUAUUCCGUGGUGGUAAAUUACAACGUAGCCCAACACAGCCUGAGGGGUGUGGUUCCUGUGUUCCUCCUGGAUCUCAGCCCCCCCCCCACUCCAACCCCAGUUCCUGUCUGGCCGCCAUUUUGAGAUCUUGGCCUGGUAUGCAUAGUUGUCCACCUAGCUGAGUCUCUGUCCCUAUGGCAUUUCACUGUGUCCCAGCCCUGCUUAGGGCGUAUUGACAUAUACCCCCAGGCCAACUAGCCGUGGCCUAAGCAUAUCUAACGGGUCCACAUAGUCGCCACAGGCUUUCCCUCCCGUCUCUCUGGCUCAUCUCCCAGUGAUAUCUCGACCAUGAGGUCCUCUGCUUGUCCAAGCUCUGCCAGAUAGCGGAAGGGUGAAGUGGGCGGCAGCAUCAUCUUGCCUCUCGUUCACUAGAACACAGUUGACAACGAAGUGAUGCCAAAGGCACUUAGGACUAAUUUCAACCGGAUUGGACCUGUGUUGUUUCGGAAGGUUUUU
This is a messenger RNA of Gekko japonicus, 3209 nucleotides long. It is a transcript of the gene ASNSD1, whose product is annotated as asparagine synthetase domain containing 1. The transcript is spliced from 7 exons. Lineage: Eukaryota; Metazoa; Chordata; Lepidosauria; Squamata; Gekkonidae. The record is from RefSeq and is a predicted model, not a curated record. Gene Ontology annotation, molecular function: asparagine synthase (glutamine-hydrolyzing) activity. Bases 496 to 2484 code for a protein of 662 amino acids.